This is a messenger RNA of Cephus cinctus (wheat stem sawfly), 2506 nucleotides long. Its product is annotated as insulin-like growth factor I. The coding region runs from base 1160 to 1858 and encodes 232 amino acids. The record is from RefSeq and is a predicted model, not a curated record. Lineage: Eukaryota; Metazoa; Arthropoda; Insecta; Hymenoptera; Cephidae. Gene Ontology annotation, molecular function: hormone activity. The transcript is spliced from 3 exons. Gene Ontology annotation, cellular component: extracellular region.
UUUAAGUCGACACUCAAGGAUCUCUCAUCCUCGUAAUCGCGAAUCCUUUCAUGCUCGAGUAUGCUCACUUAAAAAGAAAUCCCUUGCGCAGAAAAUCUCGGGAGACUCGAGAGAUGCAUUGUCCGUCGAACGACUUGGAGGCAUUGGCAAGUGACUCAAGUAAUACUUGUCUUUUUGUCGGUAGGAAAAAGAAAACAAUUAUCACCAAGUGGCUGGAUCGAUAAAUGAACAUGAGAUGGCUGAGAGUAAAAAUAAUAAUAGGAAAAAGGAGUGUCACUAUAAAUAUUAAGUGGAGUAAUGGUAAUGGGGACAAAUCUGGUAUCCCAUUUAUUAAUAGCAUAUAUUAACAGAGCGUGCACUUGCUUCCUUCUGUCUCUGAAUGUUUACAGUGGAGGCGUUAUCAGCGUGUCCAUUGGCAGAGUCAGGGUAUGGAGUCCGAGUGUGACAUAGACGGUACCAGUGGCACCGAGGAACGUGGUACCAACAAGAGGCUUCUUGGGAAAGCUUGGUGAACAGACCGUCGGCACCGGUGCUCGUACUCCUAUAAUCGUGGCCGUGCUAGGUGCUGGGACCUUGCUACCGUUCUUCCACCGAUUGUUACAAGAGCGUCUCCAAGGGUCCCACCUAAAGAGCCCCAAGACGACAAAGAGACUCCGUUAUUGUCGGGGAGACCCAUUAUUGGCUGGCUGUAACCUGAGAAGUAAUUGAAUAUCAUUAAUGAACGAAGCAUCGAUUUUCAACGGGACUUCAUUGCCGUACGAAGUGGUUGUCAUCCGUGGAUAAGGGAUUCUGUAUUUUCAAGAGGAAAAAAGGAAACUGCUGAUCUUCGAUCAUUGAUACCAAUAACUUGAGGAUAAAUACAAAUCCAAGGAAUCGCGCAUGAAAAUUGAUUACAAGAAACCCUUCCAGUGCGUUAUCACGAGUGUCUCCAGUUACCUUAAUGAACAGUGGAUCGAAAGACUAUAGGAGGGUGAACGUUGAUUUUGUUAAAUUUCAAAAUUGCAGAGUGCCGGAGAACCCUUCUAGACAGUGACAAUUCAGAGACCACCUAGUCUCGCCUAGCAAGGGGUACCACCUCACUCUUCACGACCACUUCUACUCAUUCAUCCCUGUCCCCACCCUCGUGUGGCCAGAAGUCGAAAGUGCUAUAAAAGGCGUGAUGAUGCUGCAUGGACGCCCUUUCACGAUGGACGCACGCGUCAGGUUGUACUUCCUCGUCCUGACGUUCGUCCUCGUCGUCGAGAAUCUCUUCGUGAACGUCCAGUGCGCACCCUAUCGCAAAUUACAGAAGACCCAAAGACUCUGCUCCAAGAGUCUCAGCCAAGCACUGCACAUGGCCUGUCUUGGUCGGGGUUACAACGAGCCUUCCGGUGAGGAUAGCUAUCAAGGGUCUUCCGGUCCAGGACUCGUCGAGGAGUGCUGCUAUAAUCCUUGCAGUUUGGAGCAGCUCGAAGCCUAUUGCAAACCAGCUUCAGAGGAGAGACCGGACAGGGCUUACAACGCUCUGGACGCACCCUUCACGAUAGUCAAUCUGCCUUAUUCCUCGGUAAAGGAGAUGGUGGCACAGGAUCGUCCGGGCGCCAUGCCAAAUCACGACAGGCUGAAAAAACGUAAGGAUCGACGUCGCGACGGUCAUCCAGGAAAAAAGCAUGAGGGUGGUGCUCGUGAAAAGGGCGAUAAGGGACGCAGAAAGUGGUGUAGGUGCCGACGCCGACGUCACAAACGUCGUCGUUACGGCAAGGUUCUACAGGAAAUGGUGAUUCCUAGUGUGCCUGCCUUUCAAGUGGGAACGACGUCACCCGAACCGAUUGACUCUAUAGUGCUAUUUCCAUCAAAAUCCUAUGCAGGAUUUAAGUGACUGUUUAAGUGUACGUUACCUUUUUGCUUCCUUUAAAAGAAGGACUGCUCUUACGUUUCUAUGAGAAAGGCACGACUUAAGGCGAAUGAACGAAGGUGGUGUGUUCUCUUAUAUACUUAGAUUUAUAGGACAAAUCCCAACGAAUUUCUCAUAGUUCACUGAUCCGAAUAUAAUUCGGAUUUCAUAAUGGGAAAAUGGCGAAUUCCAUAUCCCACAGAUGUAAUUUACUCGCUAUCACAUUCAUGUAUCCAUUUCGAAUUCAAUUCGGAUAAUUGUGUAUAACUUCUUGAGAAGCGAUACAACGCUUUCCCAUAUUAUUGAGAAAGACAUGAGUUCAGAAUCGAACGGAGGCAAUGAAAGACUAUUAUAUUCGCUUUAGGUAUUUAAUGCAACUAAGCGAUCUGAUGUUGCCAGUAAUUUUAUCGUAGAAUUAAUAUCUGCCGACUGAUGAUCUCACUAGUAUUUAAUUACGAUUAAUCGACUUACAAUUAGUAUAGACAUUGUAGGCGGAUUAUUUUAUUAAACCGUAGAGAUAUUAUUCGUAAUGCGAUAUAACACUGAGAUCGUAGUUAUAUUUCCUGUGUGGGAUAACCAGCUAGCAAUAAGACUUGCGUUUUUAUGGAAUUAUAAAUCAAUUAUUAAUCAGUA